This is a messenger RNA of Arvicanthis niloticus (Nile rat), 1532 nucleotides long. The record is from RefSeq and is a predicted model, not a curated record. Lineage: Eukaryota; Metazoa; Chordata; Mammalia; Rodentia; Muridae.
AGAGGCACUAUGAAAGUUCAUGUCCAUCGGGAAGAAGGAAGCUUGUGUGAGGCCUACCUGGCGUUAUAGAACAAUUCUGAGAGCAUGCCUCGUGUUUUUGAUGAAACCCAGCGACUAUCCAGGACUGGGAAAAGCCUUUAUGCAGUGCUGGAACUAAAGAAGGGUGCCCAGGAUGAAGACAUCAAAAAAGCCUACAGGAAACUGGCCUUGCAAUAUCAUCCAGACAAGAAUCCAGGGAACCCUCUAGCAGAAGACAUCUUCAAAGAGAUCAACAGAGCCCAUGCCAUACUCACUGACCAUACAAAAAGGAAGAUCUAUGACCGCCACGGCUCGCUAGGGUUGUACCUGUAUGACCAUUUUGGUGAAGAAGGUGUCCGAGUCUACUUUAUAGUGAACAGUUGGUGGUUCAAGACACUCGUUAUCCUUUGGUGCCUGCUGACUGGUUGUUGCUGCUGCUGCUGCUGCUGCUUUUGCUGUGGUAAACUUAAUCCAUCAGCCCAGGAAGAAGCCGAGAAUCAACAAACGAAUGUCUUUUCUCAGCCUUCAAGAUCAAAAACACAAGAUAUUGAAGCAGAGGAUCAAGAUGUGCCGAUAAUUAAGGAAGCGUGAAGAGGUGUGGGGUGCUGGCCCAGCAAGGGACUCUUGACACUCAGCCCAUUGGAUAUAUUGAAGAGAGAAGCAAGUAGUCCUGUUCCGACACUGACCCAGAUUUGACUCCUGUUCUUAAAAACAAUCCCUGCUUCAGAAGCUAUGAUGACAUUCAUCCUAGUACGGACAUCUCUGCCCUCCAUCGUGCCACAGAGCCUGUCCCCAUAGAACCUUCUAGCUGCUCUUCUUUUUAGUCUUAUCUCCACUCCCAUCUUUAUCCACAUGCACUCUCAAGCAGUGUUGGCAGCUGUUUGCUGAGUGGGUACAGCUUUCUCCAGUGGGUGCCUGGGUCAAUGUCGGGUAGGCCCCUGAACACUUACCAAUAACUUCAUCAGGAUCCCUGAUCACCAAACAAGGUGUCUCCCAUCCCAAAAGCUGUUGCACCAAUUAAUCCUCCUUUGUUGGAACACUGCACACCAAGAACUUUUAGCACAGGCCUCAUUUCUUCACAACACCUUUGGAAGGCUGGUCUCACCAUCUUCCGGUACCUAUACCACUGGCAUCGACACCCCAUUCAUAAGACAGUUUGGGAAACUUGCGUUUGUGGCUUCCUCUUGGACCUCAGCCCCAUCCUUAAACCCAUUAUCAGCUGUGGUCCUGUGGAUGGGCUGCAGCCUGUACUCCAGUCCUGCUGCCUCUGUCCCUCAGGAUACCUCACGCAGAAUGAUGCCCUUAUAUCUUGUUGUUAACACAGGGGCGUGAAAUGUGAUGGGGACAGAUGGUAAGCAGGAGACCUCACUUAGCCUCUUGGUGCGUUGGCUUGGCAUCCUCUCUGUAUCCUGCUUAAUUGUUUCUUUCUUACCCAUGUGGGGUCAGGGCCUAGGAACCAUCAAACCUCUCUGUACUCAUGGGAAAAAAGCUAAGGAAUGUCAAUUAAUAAAAAA